AACAUUUUGGCACUUUUUGGUAUAUUAAUGUAUAAUCUCAGAAUCUUCCUGUUUAUACAAAUUUCAUCAACUCUCCCUUUGCCUCCAAUCCUUUUUCCUCAAACAGCACAAAUCUUCAACUUCACGUUCAAACCAAUGGUACAUGAACUUGAACAGCUGAGGUGAAUACUACAGUUUCUUCACUACUUGCUUUCUACUGGAAUCUACCAUCUGAAGCCGAGGGUUAACAUAAAAGUGGGACCAUCAAAUUCUAGACGAUGGACUGCAACAAAGAAGAGGCCAUUAAGGCUAGAGGGAUGGCUGAAGUUAUGAUGCGAAAUAGAGAUUUCGUUGGAGCUAAAAAGUUUGCAUCUAAAGCCCAGAAGCUCUUUCCUGAUCUGGAGAACAUUACACAGAUGGUUUCGAUUUGUGAGGUGCAUUGCUCUGCAGAGAAGACGUCUUUCGGAAAUGAAAAAGAUUGGUAUAGUAUUCUUAAAGUAGAGCCAACAGCUGAUGAUGCUCUUAUCAGGAAGCAAUAUCGCAAGUUUGCUCUCUUGCUACAUCCUGAUAAGAACAAGUUCCCUGGUGCAGCUGAUGCCUUUUCACUGAUUGGUGAAGCUAUAUCGGUGCUUUUGGAUGGACCGAAACGAACGUUGUACAACAGUAGACACAUUCCUUCAGGGAGAUUUCAAGUACCAAUGCAGCAUAAGAGCUGCCAGCCAGAUACCAGGAAACAUCACAAGGUAACUCAAUCAGGAGCUCCAGAAAGCGAACCAACCUUUUGGACUAUCUGCCCAUGCUGUUCUAUUAAGUACAAGUAUCAUAAGACAUUUCUAAAUCAAUUGUUGCGGUGCCCCAAUAGUAAGAAGUCGUACAGAGGUUAUGAAGUGAAUGAUUCAGUUGCAACACCCGGAACCAGUAGGAGUCAGCCUACUUCCAGUCAGAAGAAGGGUGCUGAUGAGACCCUAGCCAGGAAUUCAUUUAUACAGCCAGAGUUUCCCUCAGAGGUUAGUCAGGAGUCUAAUAGAAAUGGAAAGUCGGAUAAUGCAUAUAGAAAAAUGAAUAAGGAGGGAUUAUCAGGGGAAUAUAAAAGGAAAAACACAGAGAGAAAGAAGAUAUCAAUAGAAUCUAGUGAAAAAUGUGAUUUAUCAGAAGAUACAAAUUUUGAAGUGGACACUCAUGUUCCUGGGCAGAAAUCUCAAUGUCUCACUAGGGAAAACCAGCGAAGAUCUACACGGUGUAGACAGCAUGUCACUCACCGUGAUAAUCUUAGUGAUGAAGAUGAAGAAGAAGGUCCUUCUAAGCGAUCUAAGGGAGUUGGAUAUCCCUCUCCUACUAAGGAAUCCGAGGUUCAGCAUUUGUCUCAUGCAGCAACUCCUAAGGGGAAGGAGAAGAAAUUGAAGGACAGUUUGUCCUCUGAAGAGCGCUUGCAGAACACAGAGCAGGAAGCUGAGACUGCAAAUGGAAGAGUGGAUCUACCUUUAAAAGGAAGUGUUGAUUGUCCCUCAGAUGUAGGGGCUUCUGCUAUGGCUGAGCCAAAAAUAUAUCAAUGUGCAGAUCCAGAUUUUAGUGAUUUUGACAAGGACAAGGAAGAAUCUUGCUUUAAGGUUGGACAGGUAUGGGCUAUUUAUGAUUCUCUAGACGCCAUGCCUAGAUUUUAUGCGGUCAUCAGCAAGAUUGUAUCUCCUGCAUUUAAGUUGAGCAUAACUUGGUUAGAGCCAGAUCCGCUGAAUGAAGAUGAAACCAAAUGGCUGUCUGAGGGCCUUCCAGCUUCUUGUGGUAGGUUCAGAAAGGGAAACUUGGAAGACAUUGAAGAUCUUCCCAUGUUCUCCCAUUUGGUAUGUGCAAUAAAUAGACAUAGCUGUGGUGCCAUAAAGAUAUUUCCACUGCAAGGAGAAACUUGGGCCAUCUUUAGAGAUUGGGAUUUAAACUGGUGUUCUGGUCUUGAGAGGAAGAAGAAGUUCAAGUAUGAUUUUGUUGAGGUCUUGUCAGACUUUGCUGAUGCUAUUGGUGUGCAUGUUGUAAAGUUGGUGAAAGCAAAUGGUUUCACUUGUCUUUUUCAUCGAGCAGGACACCCAUUUGUAGUUCCUGCAAAGGAGAUGCUUAGAUUUUCUCAUAGAGUUCCUUCUUUUAAGAUGACAGGGAUGGAGAGGAAUGAUGUUCCUGAAGGAUCUUUUGAACUAGACCCUGCUUCCUUACCUACUGACCAAGUAGGCAUUUCUGCUUCAUCUCUAGACGAGAGAGAGAGAGGUAAUUUCAUGGCAUACGAUCACAUGGAUUCUGCAGAAAAGUGUGUUGGAUCAGUACCUGAUCAGGUUGCUGAACCUAUAUUCUACUGCUUUGAUGCUGAGAGAUCACCGGAGAAGUUUGAAGUUGGUCAAUAUUGGGCGAUGUACAGUGAUGAAGACGGCUUACCCAGGUACUAUGGGCUGAUAAAGAAGAUAGAUCUUCUCCCUGAUUUUGUGUUGCAUGUGGCAUGGCUGUAUGCCUGUCCACCCCCUAAAGGUACAACACAGUGGCAUGAUGAAACAAUGCCGAUUGGGUGUGGACAGUUCAAGUUUCGAAACAGUAAGCUGAAGCCAUAUACUGGAACCGCCACCUUUUCACAUGAAGUAGCAGCAGAGGUUUUGAAGAAGGGUUUAUACAAGAUCUUCCCGGGAAAAGGCGAAGUUUGGGCAGUGUACAAGAACUGGAGCGCUAAGAUAAAAGGUAAGAAACUAGAAGAUUGCGAGUAUGAGAUUGUUGAAAUAGUGGACGUUUCCACUAGCUAUAUACAAGUGAAGUUGUUAGUGAGGGUACAAGGCUUCAAGUCUGUCUACAAGCCUCAAGUGGAAGAAGAAGGAAGAGUGAAAAUAUCUAUGUCCGACCAUCUCAAGUUCUCUCAUGGAAUCCCUGCUUUUCGCCUGACAGAAGAGAGAGGUGGCAGUCUUCGAGGUUUCUGGGAGCUUGAUCCAGCCGCAAUGCCGCUUUAUUUACUGUGCACAGAUUGAUCAGAGGCAGCCUGAAUAAGCGUCCAAGUUGUUGACCAAACUGUUUGUACAUCAUGCCAAUUAUGAUAUAUUUUCUUAGUUUAUUUAUCUAUCCCAGUACCAGUAUUUGAAGCUUUAUGUAACAUUAUGAAUAUGACUUGUGCUUUUUAUAACUAGAAUUUGAACUUUUCUUAACAUCUUUCUUUUUCCUGAUAGUUUAUAAAUGUUCACUUCUUAUUUGGAAAAA
Molecule: messenger RNA, 3195 nt
Organism: Solanum lycopersicum (tomato)
Lineage: Eukaryota; Viridiplantae; Streptophyta; Magnoliopsida; Solanales; Solanaceae
Source: RefSeq, a predicted model, not a curated record